AUAAGUUGAGAACUGUGUAUUCUCACAGAGAUACAAAAAUUGAAUUAAAAAAAUCUCAAAUAGUAAAACAAGUUGAUAAUCCGAAAAAGAGUCACAAUAUGUUUAAAAGAGUUGUUGAUCCUAUUUUUCACGGAAAUCCCAAGACGAGGGAAGAAAUGUGGCACGAAAACUUUUUAAAAGAUAAAUUUAUGGUUGAUCAAUCCUCUUCUCUUAUAAAGCUAGUUUAUAAUAUAACUUUAAGUUAUCUUGAUGAUUGUACUCCUAUAAUACUGUACGACAAUCAAAUAAAAACAGUGGAUAGUUACCUAUUUCAAAAUCUUUUUAAGAAUUUUCCAGUAACAUUUAUACAUGGUUACAUUGACGAAGGUAAUAAUUUAAACGAACCAAAACUUUUAAAUCCUAAAAAGAAUUGCCUCCAUUUCAUUUUGUUUCUAAACGAGGUAAAGAAAAGUGUGAAGGUUUUGGGUAAGCAAUCACAAAGUAAAGUUGUGGUAAUUGCAAGGUCCUCACAGUGGGCCAUACAAGAGUUUUUGGCAUUACCGAUAUCAAGAUCUUAUGUAAAUUUGUUAAUUAUUGGUCAGAGCUUCAAGGAUGAAAAUAAUGCUGAAGCUCCUUAUAUAAUGUACACUCAUAUUUUAUACGUAGAUGGUUUGGGUGCUAGCAGACCGGAAGUAUUAUGUUCUUGGGGCCAUGGAAAAUUCUCUAGAAAUGUUGAUCUUUUUCCGGAAAAGAUGACGUCUGGUUAUGCCGGUCACAGAUUUGUAGUCGCUGCGGCAAAUCAGCCACCAUUUGUUUUUAAAAGGAUUAUUUCCGACGCUGAUGGAGGAAAUCCACGAAUUCAUUGGGACGGUCUGGAAAUUAGAAUUUUGAAUCUUCUAGCGAAAAGAAAUAAUUUUACUAUAGAAAUUAUUGAGCCACGAGAUUUGCAAUUGGGAUCUGGAGAAGCUGUAUCUCAGGAAAUAAUUCUGGGUAGAGCUGAUAUAGGGGUAGCUGGAUUGUUCAUAACCAGUGACAGGAUCCGUGAUAUGGAUAUGAGUUUUUCUCAUUCGCAUGAUUGUGCAGCCUUUAUUACUCUGACAUCAACAGCCUUACCAAGAUAUCGCGCCAUUCUCGGACCGUUUCACUGGCAUGUAUGGGUUGCCUUGACAUUUACAUAUUUAAUCGCCAUUUUCCCGUUAGCCUUUUCUGAUAAGCAUACCCUAUUACAUUUAAUAAACAAUAAGGGGGAAGUAGAGAACAUGUUUUGGUAUGUUUUUGGGACCUUCACGAACUGCUUCACAUUUGUCGGAAAAAAUUCUUGGAGUAAAACAACAAAGAUAACCACGAGAUUGCUUAUAGGAUGGUAUUGGGUAUUUACGAUUAUAAUAACAAGUUGUUACACGGGAUCAAUUAUAGCAUUCGUCACCCUACCCGUAUUUCCUGAUACCGUUGACACCAUAGGACAACUAUUAGGAGGCUUCUAUCGAAUAGGAACAUUGGAUCGCGGUGGUUGGGAGCGGUGGUUCAUGAACUCGUCUGAUCCUUUAACUAAUAAAUUACUGAAGAAAGUCGAAUUAGUUCCAGACGUAAGAUCUGGUAUACGAAAUACAACAAAGGCUUUCUUCUGGUCGUAUGCUUUUCUUGGUUCCAAAGCUGAACUUGAGUAUAUUGUUCAAGCAAAUUACUCAAAAGCGGAGUCAAAACGAGCUGUUCUCCAUAUUUCCAAUGAAUGCUUUGUACCGUUCGGUGUAAGUAUAGCUUUUCCCAAAGGCGCCGUGUAUGGAACAAAAUUGAGUAGUGAUUUAAGAUCAAUGCUACAAACCGGGAUAAUAGAUAAAUUAGCGGAUGAGGUUAGAUGGGAAAUGCAACGUUCCGAUAAAGGAAAAUUACUAUCGGUGAAAAAAAAUACCAUAAAUAUUAUAAAUGCAGAAGAAAAAGGUUUAACCUUAGAAGAUACUCAGGGUAUGUUUCUUUUGCUUGGAGCUGGAUUUCUAUGUGGAGCUGUAGCACUUCUUUCGGAGCUGAUGGGUGGUUUUUCACGGAGAUGUAGGAUCUUACGAAGGAGGUUAAGAUCCAAUCAAAGAUCGAAAAAGAAUCUUAUUAAUACCCCGAAAUUAUUAUCAAGGGAAUUAAAGCUUGUCAACGAGGGUAGGAACAGACGUCGGUUCGAUACUCGAUCUUCAAGUAUAGAAUCUAAUGAUACACUUAACGGGGAGAUAAUAAAUGUGUCAAAAGAAAAUAUAACAGUGCACAGGAAUUACGACGACAGGAUUUUCGGGUCCAGAAGAUCAAGUUCUAUGGAUAUAGAUAGAGAAGUUCAAGAGUUAUUUGGAGAAAGCGAGCAUGGAAAAGUAAUUUUGAGAGAUGCAAAUGUAGAGAUCAGGGAUGAAAAAGAAAAUACAGCGUCUAAAGUAAUAAUCAGCAACCCAUUUACAAACAAAUAAAAGAAGGUCAAAAUUAAGAGUAAAUAAAAACUACACAGUUAAUUAAAUGUAUUUUAUGUUACUUGUAGUCUUAUAAAGAGGAAUAAUGAAAUAAUUAACAAAAAUUGACAUCCAACUCUUUAUUAUCCUUCGAACAGUCAUCAAAAUAAUUUAUAACAAUUUUCUAACACUGUCCAUUAAUAUUAAUAUUUCAAUCAGCCAUUGAGAUGUUAUAUCAUUACUCAUUUACACAGAGCAAAGACGCCCAACGAAAAAAAAGGCGCCGGUAGACCUAAAUUAAUGCAAUAUUUGGCCCGGCCUCGUCUUAAAAAUAAUUAUACAAUAUGACUUAUAUUCCCUCGAGGCACCUCAGAAAAAAGUGGAUAUCCUCAUUAUUAUCAGUAAAAAUAUAGUUAAAAUACAACAGAUUUUGCAUUACUUUUUUGUAAAUUCAAACAAAAAACAUACCUAAUACCUACCUAAGCGAUUUGUUACAUUAUGUAUUGCACAACUGAUGUUACAGAGAAAUAAGUGUGAAAUCGACUUGAGUAUUCAAUAAGGAUAUGUAUUUAUAUACCUAUAAACUAUCUGGGUUGUUCACGACACACUGUGAAGCAAUAGCAAAAAGGGGAGGUGGUGUGUUUGUAGGUGUUGUUAUUAAAUUAUAGUAUUAAAUAUCUACUUCGAAAUCUAUUCCUAUUUCGGAUGCCCUAUGCUUAUGACUACGAUAUUAAAUGCAAUAAUGUAAUUUAUUCUCUUUGCUAUUGCGGCACAGUUUAUUUAGGUAAAACAUAUACAAAGUAGAUACGUCUACAAAACAAACCAAGCGAAAAACUUUUUACAAUAACACACAACAUAGUUGUGCGUGAAAUGAAUAUUAUAUUUAAAUAAUUAUUAUUAAUUAUAAAGUGAAAUCAUUCCCGAUAGCAAAGCUCACAACCUCGGAAAUAUGCUCCCAAUACCAGCUUACUGAUGACAUACUUUAUACAAUAAGGAUGAUAGAUUACAUAGUUGCAAUCAUCGACACAUCAUAAAUGAACAAUUCACAUAAACAGUAAGAAGAAUAUGUCCUAUGACUAUUACACGAAAUAUAAUAUCUAAAACCAUAUUCAAUGGACUUUCAGGAAUAUUUGAACUGUGCAAAUGUGAUAGGUAUACAGGUAACAAAGUGUGUUUAUCGUUCAUAAAUAAUUUAUAUGGAAUAAGGUGGCUGUUAUUGAUUUCCCAAAUUAUAUUCAAUAAUUGAAACCUAACACGUAAGUUUUAUGAUUCAGGGAAAUUCAGAAAGUUACAUACUAAACAGUCUGUGAAAUCAUUAACGCCUCCUUCACUAAUCAAUUAAUUACGUCAAA
This is a messenger RNA of Danaus plexippus (monarch butterfly), 3754 nucleotides long. RefSeq names its product ionotropic receptor 21a (gene Ir21a). The transcript has 9 exons. Gene Ontology annotation, cellular component: membrane. The coding region runs from base 99 to 2423 and encodes 774 amino acids. Gene Ontology annotation, molecular function: ligand-gated monoatomic ion channel activity. The record is from RefSeq and is a predicted model, not a curated record. Lineage: Eukaryota; Metazoa; Arthropoda; Insecta; Lepidoptera; Nymphalidae.